Priapulus caudatus is the source of this 760-nucleotide messenger RNA. Its product is annotated as Sjoegren syndrome/scleroderma autoantigen 1 homolog. The record is from RefSeq and is a predicted model, not a curated record. The transcript is spliced from 4 exons. Bases 24 to 662 code for a protein of 212 amino acids. Lineage: Eukaryota; Metazoa; Priapulida; Priapulimorpha; Priapulimorphida; Priapulidae.
GCGCAUCAUCGCAUCAAUCAUGGAUGAAUGAUGGUGAAGACAACUGGCAGCCGCCCACCGAAGCUGAGAUGAAAGUGAUUCGUGCGCGACAGGAUCGCAGUUCCAAGAUCAGCAAGCUGAUGUCAGAGUACCUACUGAAGGGUUACAAGAUGCUAGGAACAUCUUGCCAAGUCUGCAAUGACCAUACUAUAUUACUAAGAGACAAGAAAGACAAUGACUAUUGCAUCACAUGCAGUGAGCUUGAUGAGGAAAAUAUCAAAGAUAAUCCAGCAUUCAACUACACGGCAGCUAGGACCCAAGUAAGAGAAGCAGAGGGGCAACCGCAAGCUGUUGCAAGUGUAAUCAAGGAGCAGGAAGUGCAUCUCGUCCCAGACCUGGGGGCGACUGCUCUUCUCCCCACCUCCUCAACUCUCAACUCGCCACCAAUGCAAAGAGUCUUUCUACCAAGUGAUGCAGACACGGCAUUACCGAAGCAAGUGACAGUAUGUGAAACGGAAGGGCUGGCCUCGCCAUGGGGGGCCCUGCAGGACAAGCUGCAGUGGGCAACGAUAGAACUCGCUCGUAGUCAUAGUGUUGAGUACAGCACCCAGUUGUGUGGACUGGUCAAAGCAUGCGCAGAUGCCAUGUUAGCCCUGCAGCAACUCAGAGCUGGUAUGAGGUGAUCCGCAGCCAUAUUGUGCUAGCAAAGCGAUUGAGGUUACUCUCCACCUUUUACACGGGUAUUGCUCUAGUGAAGAUUAAACGUUUAUUGGCGAAUGAA